CAACCCCAGAAAUGAAUGUAAACCAGCUACAUUGUGUUGAAAGAACAGGAACGAUGACAAGGCAACUUAUUUAUUGAAUAUACAUUGAAUUUUCUACAAAAUACCAAAAGUCCAGUUGGAUUCAGAAAUAGUUCUGUGUUUGGACCGCCACCGUUGUGGAAACAUCUUUCUAAAAUGAGCAGUUGCCAUGAGAAUACUGUGGGUGUGUCUAUGGGGCGGACCGCAUGAGUGAUACUAUAAGAGCAGUUGUUCUGUUAUCUGGACAGAUCCAUUCUCUAUCACAGGACCUGACGGAUCGACUCUACAACACCCAAAUAUGGCUGGUGUGCAGAAAAACCAAAAUGAGGUGCUGAGGAUUGUUCUGGUUGGGAAGACUGGAGUUGGGAAGAGUGCAACAGCAAACACCAUCCUGGGGAAAAAAGUUUUUGAGUCUUACCGUUCCCCUGUUUCUCUGACAAAAGAGUGUGACAAGGCUAGAGGGGAGGUGGAUGGGAGAGAAGUUGCUAUUGUUGACACUCCAGGCUUGUUUGACACUAACUUAUCACAAGAGGAGACCCUGAUGAAGAUUGCGAAGUGCAUCUCCUUCUCUGCUCCUGGGCCCCAUGUGUUCCUUGUAGUAGUUGCGUUGGUUAGAUUCACAAAGGAAGAGAAAGACGCAGUGGACAUGAUUCAGAAAUUCUUUGGAAAAGAUGCAGCAAAAUACAUCAUGGUCCUCUUCACAAAUGCAGACCAGCUUGACGAAGAACAAACAAUUGAAGACUUUUUGCGUGCCUGUCCAGAUCUUCAGGAUGUCAUUGCCAACUGCGGUGGGCGGUAUCAUGACUUCAACAACAGAGAUAAAAAGAACCGCUCCCAGGUCACUGAGCUGCUUGAGAAGAUUAACAAGAUGGUCACGAUGAAUGGAGGAAGCCACUACACCACUGAGAUGUUCCAAAAGGCUGAGAGGGCGAUUGAAGAAGAGACGAAGAGGAUCUUGAAAGAGAAGGAAGAGGAGGUGCACAGGGAGGAGGAGAAACUAAAGGCAAAAUAUGAAGGAGAGUUCCUAAAGAAACACCAAGCCAUCCUAGGUGCAGCCACCUUUGCGUCAGCCAGAUGUUUAGCUGAAGGACAAAACGACUUCACAAACAAUUAUUGGCGCUAUUUGAGCUCUUCAUGUAGUAUCCUCUGAGGUGGUGUCAUCAGAAAAAAACAAAUAACUGUGGCAUGGCAUUAGGCAUGUGACAAUAGAACAAGACAUGAAGUACUGAAGAAUAGGGAAAGAGCACCACAAUACUAUACUGCAAAUCAUAUGACUUUUCAUUAAUGAUAAAGUGGCAUGGAAAAUAAUAUUAGGAUAGGACUUGAUUUGCCCUUGAUGACAGGUGACGGCCCGGAUGCCAAGUGAACUCAUAUAAUUUCAUUACAAUCAUACCAUUGAGUGACCUGCUUUAAAUGCUGAACCUAACGGAAUCUGCUAACCUAACUUAAAAUAUCUGAAGUAUAUCAUUGUUUUCCAUCAUCCUGUGUAACAGAUAACACACAGACGUAAUAACAGAGAGAAAGAACCUGAAUAAUCAUGAGUGUAAUGAUACAUGCAUACUUUGAGGAGGUGUAUUUUAUAUACAGUGAGGGAAAAAAGUAUUUGAUCCCCUGCUGAUUUUGUAUGGUUUGCCCACUGACAAAGAAAUGAUCAGUCUAUAAUUUUAAUGGUAGGUUUAUUUGAACAGUGAGACACAGAAUAACAACAAAAAAAUCCAGAAAAACGCAUGUCAAAAAUGUUAUACAUUGAUUUGCAUUUUAAUGAGGGAAAUAAGUAUUUGUCCCCUCUGCACACAUGACUUAGUACUUGGUGGCAAAACCCUUGUUGGCAAUCACAGAGGCUGACUUACUCCUGCAUCUGGCAUAUUUGAAUGUGACUGCAUGUACCUAGAAUUCGGUAUUAAAGCUAUUGCUUCAA
Molecule: messenger RNA, 1936 nt
Organism: Salmo salar (Atlantic salmon)
Lineage: Eukaryota; Metazoa; Chordata; Actinopteri; Salmoniformes; Salmonidae
Product: GTPase IMAP family member 4
Molecular function (GO): GTP binding
Source: RefSeq, a predicted model, not a curated record